This is a messenger RNA of Anopheles bellator, 668 nucleotides long. Its product is annotated as ubiquitin-like FUBI-ribosomal protein eS30 fusion protein. The record is from RefSeq and is a predicted model, not a curated record. Gene Ontology annotation, molecular function: structural constituent of ribosome. NCBI's taxonomy places the organism in Eukaryota, Metazoa, Arthropoda, Insecta, Diptera, Culicidae. Gene Ontology annotation, biological process: translation. Gene Ontology annotation, cellular component: ribosome; cytosolic small ribosomal subunit. The transcript has 3 exons. The coding region runs from base 66 to 464 and encodes 132 amino acids.
UUUCGAGCUGGACAUCGCCACAGGUUUUCGUCCAUCGGCUGCCUCCGUGCUAACAAGGCUACAGGAUGCAGUUGUUCCUGCGAGGAUUGGGCACCCAUGUGGUGGAAGUCAAUUCAGCGAACAACAUUAACGAUGUUAAGCGUAUGUUAGCUGAAGCCAACUCAAUCGACGCAGCGAUUCCAAUCAACCUCUGGUGUGAGGGUCACUUGCUAGACGAUGAUAGUUCGGUACUGGAACUGAGUACGAACGAACUGGAUGUGACCGUUGGUCUUCUCGGCGGUAAAGUGCACGGCUCGUUGGCCCGUGCCGGAAAGGUUAAAGGCCAAACACCUAAAGUGGAGAAGAAGGAAAAGAAAAAGAAGAGGACAGGACGUGCCAAGCGACGCAUCCAAUACAACCGUCGCUUCUCUUCAGUGGUUCAAGCCUACGGUAGACGGCGUGGACCGAACGCCAAUUCGGCAUAAGAACCUUUCUAUUCCUCUCUAAAAUUUUUUUUUUGUGUCAAGAUUCACCGAAUCCUGCAUACUUCGUGCAAGAUUCAUCGAAUCCUGCACACUUCCUUUCCUUUUUUUUUUUUUUGAUUUUACAUUCGCUUACAUCAACACAAUGGAAUCAUUGCCUUGACGAUUUUGCGAAGUAAAUCAACAAUAAAACAGAGACCAAUUGAA